Dentiscutata heterogama is the source of this 184-nucleotide messenger RNA. Lineage: Eukaryota; Fungi; Glomeromycota; Glomeromycetes; Diversisporales; Gigasporaceae. The record is from the annotation of a GenBank genome assembly.
AUGGAAUUAGUAUCUGCUUUAUUAGAUCCUCGAUUUAAAUCUCUAGAAUUUGUCAAGAUUACAAAUAAAUUAACAGCUAAAGAUGUUCUUAAAAAUUUAUACAAUAAUGAAAAAUUAUUAGAAAAUGAACAUAAAAGUUUAGAAGAAUGUGAAGAUUCAGAAAAUAAUAAUGAAAUAGAUAAUU